UUAAAAAAUGAUAAUGGGAUAUUUCUUAGUGGUGUGGUAGGAGCAGCUAUGAAGAAAAAGGUAACUUACAACUACAGGUUGAAACUUGAAAAGAGCUCCGGUGAUCCACUGAACUCACAUUGUGAAUGUCCGGCUGGAAGGGGACCACAUGGAUCCUGCAAGCAUGUGGCAGCAGUGCUAAUAAUGAUUAGUGAGUUCAUAGCAACUGGCAAUGUAAAUACAGGAAGGUCGUGUACUGACACUUUAAUGAUGUUUACCAAGCCAAAAUCAUCAUAUAGUGGGUCUCCAGUGAAAGCAGAAAAGUUGCCAACUAAGAGAAAGCUGGCACCAGUUUAUCUUGCUGAUCCUAGACCAAUUAAAUACAGAAACUGCCCAGGUUACAAUGACCACAUCAAAAACACUGUAACAAACUUCUGCAGUGUAUCAUCAAUGGACUUAUCAAUUAGAUACUUGUAUGAAAAAGCUGAUAUUCAGGCAGCAGCCAAAGAUCAUGAUUAUUGUCCCAUGCCUUUUACUGAGCAUUGGGUUGAUAGAGCAAAUAAGGUAUUAAAAACUGGUUCAAUAAAUUUGGAUCACAGUUUGGUAAAAAAUUGAGUUAUCCCCCUUUGUCCUAGAAAUAUACUAAAAAUGUAAAUGCAAGUUACCCAGGAAAAAUGACAUAAGGAUGCAUGAAGUUCAUCAAUCAUUAAUCUGUUGUAUAAAUUUACCUAAUGCUUAACACGACAAAAUAAGAGAGGGUUUUUAAUAUUGUCAUUGAGCUUUCCUAUUUAAUAAUGUUCUUCAAAAUGCUUUAGAUAUUUUUACUUUGGUAAUGAUUAAAGUCUUAAGGUAGCACUACAGUCAGAAUUUUCUGACUCCAACCAACAGUCUUUAAAGAUUAAUUACUCCAAAACCACUCAAUGGAUUUUUAAAAUGUUUAACUCAUUUUAAAGCUGAAAUAUUACUCUUUCUGAAUCCAAAGAUAAAUUUAUUUUUGGUAUGAUAAAUCUCAAAAUAUAGCUCAUUAAUUGCCAAAAAAGUGGUCUUCCAACUUGGAUGGAAAUGGCACAUUCAGGUCAAAUGGUAGUAAAAAUUUGUUUUCAUCCCUUUAAUCAACCAUAUACAAGCUGCAAAACCGUGUCUCAGAUUUUUGAUAUAUGCCUCCAGUAAGAAGAUAUAUUGAUUUAACUGCUGGGUGCCAAACCUCAUUUCACCUUUCAUCUUUGGAGACCUAAAAAUUCGUUUAGAAACAAAUUAUCCAAAAACUGGGACACGGUAUUGUAGAAAAUACUACCUUUAAUCACAUAUAUCAAAGUCAAACCAAAGGGGGUACCCAUAAAGUUUAUAUUUUUAGUUUUACCUCACAAAUCUCAUGAAAAAUUGUUCUGAGAAAUGACCCUAAAAUGGAAUUUCCCCCUUAGAACCCCUAUAAAUGCAACAUAAAUAAAAAAAAUUCCACUGGGAACACCCCAGGAGUGUUCUGACACCAUUACUUUAUCAAUAGAACCACACACUUUGUCUCUUUGAUGCUCUAAUGCUGUAAAUUUUGCAUUAUGUGUGGCACUGUGCAACACUAACUUGGCAUUUGGCGGGAGUUUGACGUCACAGAUUUGACCAAUAUCUGUGAUGUAGUAAUUAAAUAUAGACAAAGCUCCGCCUCUGUCCAGACAGUCUAAGAUAAGAGAAUAACAGGAUUGACCAGCUGCAUGUAAUCAAUAUUUAACAUCAUUAUUCUCACUAUAAAGAAUAAUUUUCAUUUGUAUUUUAAAAAGAAAUAUACUAUUACUGAAAUUAGCUAGAACAUUAAAAUUGUGCAUCAAAAGACAUGUUCAUAAAAAGAUCCAAGACCAUCCACUUCUUUAAAAAAAGACACUCCCACAUGAUUUUUGAGUUUUAUGGAAUUGAAAAAUUUCACAUAAACUUAAAAUCGGUUAAAAUGCCUAAAAACUGUAUUUAAAUGUAGAAGACCAAAUAGAAGAAAUUUAUACAGGCAGUCAGAGGCUUUCAAAGAUACUUUCACACUCUUUUCCAUAUUUUUUUUUCAUUUUUUGUAGAUUUCUUCCUUUUAGAUUUUUUCCUUUUCAUAUCUUUUUCUUUUUCUCUGUUUAUAAACAUGUUACAUAAAUUACCUUUGUUGCAAUACAAUGAGAUAAGACCACAAUAUUUAUCUUGUGGUCAGAGAUUAACAGCUGGACACUGGUAUCAACUGAUGAUUGACAUAUUAGCCCCUCCCAAAUGCCUAUAUAUUUAGAUUAAUUACCAUGUGCUUUCAUUUACAUAAGUUCAUUAUCAAUUUACUCCCUGUUGUGAUAUGAUAAUGACUUUGGGAUUUUUACAAACUGUGCAGAAUAAUACUUAAUUCAAAAUUAUGUGAUAAAAAAAAUAUCUUCAAAAAAUCAUUGUUAGACUGUAGUGCUACCUUAAUUUGAUAAAGAUAUGGAAUCAUGGAUAAACAAUUAUUUUCAAAAAGGAGUGGACUAAAUUAAAUUAUUCAAAGUUUUUCUUCUUUUAAUUUACAGGAUCAUGAUAUUAGAAUCAAUCAAUCAGAAUGAUAUUAUGUUUUCAUAUAGGUUACACAAUCAGAUAUAGAUUUGAUUGAGAGGUCUUCCCGCCUACAAAGUUGCAGUCCCAAGUGGUUAGAAGAAAGAAGAUGGAGACUCACAGCAUCCACCUUCGGCGAGAUUUGUAAAGUCACUUCAAGACGGAACACUAACAAAUUUUGUCAUUCACUUUUUUAUGGCUCAAAUAUUCAGAGCAAAGCACUUAGUCAUGGCAAAAACUAUGAAGCUAAAGCAUUGAAGGCUUUUAAUUUAAAAUUUAAUGUGAAUGCUAAAAGAUGUGGUUUUUAUGUCAGUAUUGAUAAAUCUUUCCUUGGUGCUUCACCUGAUGCCAUUUUAGAGGAUGGUAAAGCAAUUGUCGAAAUUAAAUGCCCCUACAAUGGAAGAAAUGAAGAUGUUAAGCCUGGUCCAAGUUUCAAUUUUUUACAGAUGGAUAGUAAUGGCAAUAUUGUUUUGAAAGAGAGCAGUAAUUAUUAUGAUCAAAUUCAAGGGCAGCUUUUUGUCACCAAAAGAUCUCUAUGUUACUUUGUUGUUUAUACCUUAUGUGAUUUGUUUGUACAAAAAAUCAGCCUUAAUGAGGAGUAUUGUAAUAACUGUCUUGUUCCAAAACUGGAGUCAUUUUACCAAAGAGUUUUUAGACCAUAUGUUGCUUCAACAUUGUAAAUUUGUAGUAAAAAUCAUACGAAAUACAAUUAAAACAAAUAAAUAUUUUAUCAAUACGUAUUCACUGAUUACAACUAGUAGUUAUUCAAUUUGGAAUGUCAUUUUAUUUGUAAUUUGAUACAUGUAUAAAAUUAUUUUUCUAAUAUAUUGAUUUUGAUUUGAAAAUUAAAUGCCCCUUUAACAAAUCUCUUUGAAGUUUUUUUGUAAUAUGCUGGUUUAUAUCUUUAUCUAAAGUUAAAUCUACCUAUACAAUCAACCAGGAAUGAUAAAAAAAAUCUCUCAAAAAGGGACAGAUAACUCUUUUAAUUCAAUUGAUUGAACUGUUAUCCCAUUAUACUUUUAAGGUUAAGAAUGACUUACUGAAGCAAGCAAAAUAUCUCUUUAUAAUGAAAGAAGAAAUAAAUUAUUAACUUAUAUUAUUGAAGAGCUAAUUUUUAAUUUGAUAAUCCAAUUUAUUUAGUACAUGUAUGUAUUAAACAGUUUUGAGAUGCAAGAUAAUUAUUAUAACACGCAAUAUUUGUAACCAGUAAAUACUAAUUUUUGACGUACAUGCU
Molecule: messenger RNA, 3754 nt
Organism: Mytilus californianus (California mussel)
Lineage: Eukaryota; Metazoa; Mollusca; Bivalvia; Mytilida; Mytilidae
Exons: 4
Coding region: 49-594 (181 amino acids)
Molecular function (GO): zinc ion binding
Source: RefSeq, a predicted model, not a curated record